UUUACCUAAGGCACUCAAACCGUACUACACUAAAACUCCAUAAUAGGCACACAACUACACAAGAGCUCUCAGAAGAACCCUAAUUAGCACUCUCAUGCAUGGCUCUCGUUUCAUAUCACAAACCCUAAUGUCUUCUGUUCAGGACUCGGAUCUUUCACAAAAGACGUUGAUCCUCGAUGUUGAGGAAACCCUUUUGAGAUCAUCAUCCGUGUUUCCGUACUACAUGUUGGUUGCAUUUGAGUCUGGAAGUUUGAUUCGGGCUUUUGUGCUUUUUGCUCUAUACCCGCUUAUUUACUUGGUUAAUGACGAGUUAUCGAUCAAGAUUAUGGUAAUGGUUUCCUUUUUUGGAAUCAAGAAAGAUGGGUUUCGCGUUGGAAGUUCGGUUUUGCCCAAGUUCUUCUUGGAAGAUGUUGGUGUGGAGGGUUUUGAUGUGUUGAGAAGAGGAAAGAAGACGGUUGGUGUAAGCAAGUUGCCACAAGUCAUGGUUGAGUGUUUCUUGAAAGAUUAUUUGGAGAUUGAUUAUGUUUUUGGAAGGGAGCUAAAGGUUUUUGGUGGCUACUUUGUUGGUCUCAUGAAAGAACACAAGAACGUCAUCGAGCGUCUUAUACAUGAAGUACUAGAAGAUGAUGAAACGGUUUGCUUCUCAAACAAGUCGGUUAAGCGCGAUUGGAUCGCAUGUAGCAAGGACGUUUUUAUGGUUAGUAAUGGAGAAAAGAAGGCAUGGCGAACCCUUCCAAGGGAAAGAUAUCCAAAAGACCUAAUCUUUCAUGAUGGACGAUUAGCAUUUAGACCCGAACCACUAAGUAUGUUGGUCAUGUUCAUGUGGUUCCCUUUCGCCAUACUUUUGUCCGUUUUCAGAACAAUUAUCGCACUCACCAUGUCAUAUGGUGCAUUGAUCCCUAUCUUAGCUUUCACCGGUAUGCAACUGAAGCUCACAAACAAUAACUCAAUAUCUCAUGAUCAUAAAAAACAUAAAGGUCGUUUAUAUGUAUGUAACCAUCGAACCUUGCUUGACCCGUUAUACCUCUCAUUUGGACUCAAAACACCACUCACCGCAGUCACGUAUAGUCUCAGUAGAAUGUCGGAGAUCUUAGCACCAAUCAAAACUGUAAAAUUAACAAGAGAUCGGGAUCAAGAUGCAAAAACAAUAGACAAGAUGUUAAAGCUUGGGGACGUUGUAGUUUGCCCAGAAGGGACAACUUGUAGGGAACCAUAUUUGUUACGGUUUAGCCCAUUGUUUGCGGAACUUAGUGAUCAUAUAGUCCCGGUCGCAUUGGAUAGUUAUGUUACCAUGUUUUACGGAACAACAGCCGAUGGGUUAAAAUGGUUGGACCCGUUUCUGUUUAUGAUGAACCCUAACCCGACUUAUAGAGUUCAGUUGCUGGACCAGAUUCAUGGGGUGACCAGUGAUGCACAGUCUACACGGUUCGAAGUUGCAAAUUAUGUCCAACGUGAGAUUGGGAAGACAUUGGAAUUUGAAUGCACAAGCCUUACGAGGAAAGACAAGUAUCUCGUAUUGGCCGGUAAUGAAGGGUAUGUUAAUUCCACAAGUAACAAACUAUGAACGAUGAGUUCAAAUCAAACUAUAAACUACGUUUUGGUAUUCUUUUACAUACUAUGCGUUGUAUAGAUAUUCAUUUGUUAUUAUUAUUAUUUUAAUUUGAAUACUAAA
Helianthus annuus (common sunflower) is the source of this 1672-nucleotide messenger RNA. Its product is annotated as probable glycerol-3-phosphate acyltransferase 3. The coding region runs from base 95 to 1564 and encodes 489 amino acids. The transcript has 2 exons. Gene Ontology annotation, biological process: cutin biosynthetic process. The record is from RefSeq and is a predicted model, not a curated record. Lineage: Eukaryota; Viridiplantae; Streptophyta; Magnoliopsida; Asterales; Asteraceae. Gene Ontology annotation, molecular function: glycerol-3-phosphate 2-O-acyltransferase activity; phosphatase activity. Gene Ontology annotation, cellular component: membrane.